ACACCACGUACAGAAUGCUUCCGACGUAACCAAUGGUGAUGUUCGGCUACUGCGUGACGCGGCCGCCAGGACCCAGACUAGCGUCUCGAUGUAGCAGCAGCCGAGAGAGUAGCAAGCUCGGGAUUCGCAGCAUGGUACUGAAGUGGCUCUUGGGGUUUGCUUGCUGACUGCAGACGCCGUGGCUCCCCGCACCUGUAUGUUACUGCAGUGAGACGCUUCUGCCGGCAUGGUAUAGUAUAAAAGGGUGGCAAGCAUAUGAUCGACUAUAGCUAAGGGUGCUUCCCCUCUUCGUCCCCUGAGGAAACUCUCUUUCUUUCCAGAGUUCGCCAUCCGCUUCACAAUGACUGCCACCGUUCGCGUUGGGGCUGUUCAGGCCGAGCCGGUAUGGCUAGACCUUGAUGGAAGCGUCGACAAAACCAUUUCUCUCAUAGAGAGCGCGGCUGCAGAUGGAGUUCAGGUACUUGGAUUUCCUGAGGUCUGGAUUCCUGGAUAUCCGUGGUCUAUGUGGACUUCGAGCGUUAUCGAAAACUCACACAUCAUCCACGACUACAUGGCCAAUUCGAUGCGUAAAGACUCGGACCAGAUGAGACGUAUCCUCGCCGCGGUGAAGAAGGCGGGAAUGUUCGUGGUCCUCGGAUAUAGCGAAAGAGAUGGUGCCAGUCUCUACAUGGCUCAAUCCUUUAUCUCUCCUGAGGGCGAAAUAGUUCACCACCGCCGAAAGAUAAAGCCCACGCACAUCGAGCGGACAAUAUGGGGAGAUGGGCAAGCCGAGUCGCUUAAAUGUGUCGUGCCAUCCAAGUUUGGCAAUAUUGGUGGUUUGAAUUGUUGGGAGCAUUUGCAACCUUUGCUCCGUUACUACGAAUACUCGCAGGGAGUUCAAAUACAUGUUGCUAGUUGGCCAGCAGAGUUUGAGAUGCCAGACCCCGCCAAAAUCAAGUGGCUAUACCACGAAACGGGGGAAGCAAGCUACCGAGCCAGCCAGUUCAUGGCUAUUGAAGGGCAGUGCUUCGUCCUCGUCGCAUCACAAAUCUUAACCGAGAAAAACCUGGAAAAAAAUAACCUUUCCGGCAACCCAGUCACGAAGACGCCCGGUGGCGGAUUUUCCAUGAUAUUUGGGCCCGACGGUAAACCGCUCUGCGAACCCAUCGGUGCUGGUGAAGAGCAUAUCCUGACAGCGGAUGUUAAUUUGCGAGAUAUCGACUACCCAAAGGCGUUCAUUGAUGUCGUUGGCCAUUAUGCCAGGCCGGAUCUGCUCAGCUUAUUGGUGAACCCCACCCAGGAUUUACAUGUGACGAAAAUGGCAAAGUAGAUGUGGCCAUUUACGGCCAUAAUUAUAUCGCGUGAAAGAUAGCGGGUGGAUGAGUAUGGUGGAAGAUGGUAAGUAGUGGUGGUGGUGGUGGUGGUA
Molecule: messenger RNA, 1405 nt
Organism: Annulohypoxylon truncatum
Lineage: Eukaryota; Fungi; Ascomycota; Sordariomycetes; Xylariales; Hypoxylaceae
Product: putative nitrilase
Exons: 4
Coding region: 341-1309 (322 amino acids)
Molecular function (GO): catalytic activity
Source: RefSeq, a predicted model, not a curated record